GGAUGGCACUGGCCGUGGCACUGGCCCUGGCACUGCUGGCUGCCGGAGCCGUGGCCCCAGGGCAGGAGCGGCUGCUGAACGUCUGCAUGGAUGCCAAACACCACAAACGCGAGCCUGGCCCCGAGGGGCAGCUCUACGAGCAGUGCUCCCCCUGGAAGGACAACGCCUGCUGCACGGCCAACACCAGUGCAGAGGCGCACAGGGAGCGCUCCUUGCUCUACAACUUCAACUGGAGGCACUGCGGGGCGAUGCCGCCCAAAUGCAAGCGCCACUUCAUCCAGGACACGUGCCUGUACGAGUGCUCCCCCAACCUGGGGCCCUGGAUCGAGCAGGCACCAACCGCUGCCCCUGGGGCUCCAUGUGCAGACCCUUCAGGCAGGUGUUCCCCCGGCCCCGGGACCUGUGUGAGAAGAUCUGGUCCGGCUCUUUCAGCUACAGCCCCGAGCGCCGCGGCAGCGGCCGCUGCAUCCCGA
Messenger RNA from Ficedula albicollis (Collared flycatcher), 473 nucleotides. Its product is annotated as folate receptor alpha-like. The record is from RefSeq and is a predicted model, not a curated record. The annotation marks the transcript as partial. Gene Ontology annotation, cellular component: external side of plasma membrane. The transcript is spliced from 3 exons. NCBI's taxonomy places the organism in Eukaryota, Metazoa, Chordata, Aves, Passeriformes, Muscicapidae. Gene Ontology annotation, molecular function: signaling receptor activity.